AACAAAUAUAUAAGAAUAGAAAGAAUCGUAAUCAUAUGAUCUUCCGGUCGCAUUAUUUGAUAAGUCGAGGCUAAGGUGGCCCAGUUUUAAUUAACGGUUAGGAUUGAAUAAAAAUACUUUCGUGGUACUUAAAAAAAAAUUGAUAUUUCAGAUUACAAGUUCAUCUAUGUAGUCAAAUAAAAAUUAAUAUUCUAUAAAAAAGAUAUAUAUUAUAUAACGCGAUGAGCAUACAACAAAGUACUGAGUUGAUUAUUUUUGUGACCCAUGUUGAAGCAGAGAAUUCAUUUCUUAAAAUCUGGGGUCAAGUCGAUAAAAAUUCUGCAACAUGUGUAGAGCGUAUGAUCUUACCCUUGGUUGAACAAUUUGCUAGAAGUCAAGGUUGUGUUGGAUCUCAAUCAGCCAAUUUACGCAUCAAUGCUCUUUGUUGUGCUAGAUUCCAAAAUGAAGGAUAUUAUCGAGCAAAAGUUAUUAAUAUACGUGCUGAUGGGAUGGUAGUUCUGCAAUUCAUAGACUAUGGUAAUAUUGAAGUGUUACCACCUCAAGAAAUACAUUUACUUGAAAGUAUACCUGGUUCUGAAUCUCUGCAAUCUUUUCCACCUGUGGCAUUUGAUUUUACAUUAAUGCAUGUACUACCUAUAAAUGGUAUUUGGGAAAAUAAUAUAAUCGAGUCAAUUAAAAAGACCCUAUGGUAUAAUGAAUAUAAAAUCUUGAUUCAUACUGUAGUCAAUAAUCAUCGUUUUAUUAAACUUUGGUAUAAUAAUGAAGAUUUCAGUGAAUUACUAAUCAAUAAACAUAUGGCAAUGAGAGCAACAUUGCAAGAAAUGUUUAGGCCAAAAUGUAUACAACAAUCUCAAGUACCAAUUUAUCAACCACCAAAUAAACGUCUUAUUAGUAAUAAUUGUACUACAAUGACAUCAAUACAAAAUAUGGAUCCAUUACAUGAAGGAAAUGAAAUACAUGGAUUUCAAAGAAAUGUUCCUUUGUGUUGUGCAGUUCAACAGAAACAUAUGAUGCAAACUUCCAUUCAAGAAGCUCUUGUAUUUAAAUCUCGUGUUUUAGAUGUUCCAUCAAAACAUGAUGUAUAUGUUUCAUUUGUAGAAGAUGGUCCACAUAAGUUUUCUGUACAACUUCAAAGUACUUCUCAAAUAUUAAGCAUGCUCAUGAGAGAAAUUAAUAGUCAUCCUAUAGAACCAUUACAAGAACCUCCUUUACCUGGAUCGGUAUGUUUAGGUCGUUAUACACAAGAUAAAGUUUUAUGUAGAGCUGUUGUAAUGUCUGUUAUGGAAAAUAAGUGUAAACUUUACUAUGUUGAUUUUGGUCAUACAGAAGUGUUACCAUACACAGAUAUUUUCCAAUUACCACCUCAUUUUAUUAAUCCAAGAGUACUUUCAAUUCGAUUUACAUUAAGUGGUGUACAUGAAUUAAAUGUUACUGAUAAAAUGAAAGAAUAUUUUAAGCAAAUAGUAUCAGGAAAACUACUUGUAUUGCAUGUUCGGCCACCAGAAGGACCACCUUUAGUACAAUAUGGUGACUUAUAUGAUGAUGGAAAAAAUAUAAAAGAUAUCUUAAGACAAGCAUUUCCAACACCAGUUAUAGUGACAUCCAUCAGUUCAUCUUUUGCAUAUCAAAAACCAAAAAAAUUAUCAAAAGGUGUUGUAGAAAUUGUACUUGUUUCAUUUGUGGAAUCUUUUAGAAAGUUUUUUGUACAAGUGGAGGAUUAUAUUACAUCUUUAGAAUUAACAAUGAAUAAUUUAGCAGAUUUUUGUAAGACUGCACCUACUUUGAGCCUAACACAAUUAAAAAUUGGUCUUCCGUGUGCUGCUUUAUAUGAUAAUCAAUGGUAUAGAGCACAAAUUUUAGGUAUAAAUGGAGAUAAUAUAAAGGUUUUAUAUAUUGAUUAUGGCAAUGAAGAAACUGUAAGUUUAACGUCUCUCCGUUUAAUUCGCGAUGAUUUAAUAAAAAAAUUGCCAGCUCAAGCUAUAAAAUGCAUUUUAAAUGGCUGGGAACUUUUACCAUGUACCCAGGAAAUUCAUAAUCAGUUUGAGUUAUUAAUUUUAGAAAAACGUUUACGUUUAAAAGUUAUAGAUGUGAAUUUAGAUGGCAUUAUAGUAGAUUUGUAUGGAGCGGAGCAAAAUGAUAAUAUUAAAUCUCAAAUGUUAGAUAUAAUUAAAAAUCAAGAAAAAAUAAUAAAUGAACCACUAAAUUAUCAAGAUAUAGAAAAUCAUUCUACUAAAAUGACUUCAAAAAUUGAUCAAAGUGAGGAUACAAAUAAAUGGCAUAAAAGGAAUCAAUCAGAUUCGUGGCAUCAAGAAAAAAAUAAGUUUAAAACUUGGAAAGAUGAAUCAAAUGAAGAAAAAAUACAAGAAAAUAAAAAUGAAAAAAGUAGUAGUUUUCAUCGUAAUGAUAUACGAAAUGAAAGAUUCAAUAGAGAUGAUUUUUCUAACAACAGGAAUACAAAAGAUAAGUGGAACAAUAGACAUGAACAUAAUGAUUCAUUUAAAAAUGGGAAGAGUACUAGAGGUGGUAGAAAUAGAACUUCAGGAUAUACACCUAAAAAUUCUUCUGAUAAAAGUUGGAGUGAUAAAGAUUCUGAUACAUCAUCCAGAGGUAGUAGCAGACGUGGAAGAAGUAGUAAUACUCGUGGUAGUUAUUCUAGACGUGAAAAUAUUUCUGGAAAACUGCAAAAUAGUAAAUUUAAUGAUAAAAAUAAUGAUGGAAGUUUUAAAGGUGGAAAAAUGAAUAGUGAUUCUUAUCAUGGAAAUAGAGACCGAUUUAAAGAAAGAAAAGGACAAGGAUAUAGGUUAACACAAAAUAAGAUAAAUGAUAGUUUUACAUCUGAUGAAGAAGGACGAAAAUAUAGUCCUAUGCGAAAUAAAAAUGAAUUUUAUAUUCCAUGUCCUAGAAUAAUUAUUGGAACUACAAGAAUUUGUGAAGUAGUUUUUAUAAAUAAUCUUUCCGAUUUUUUUGUACAAUUACAUUCUGAUUAUGUCGCCUUGGAUUCUAUAAUGGAUAAUAUUGCAUCAAUAUAUGAAAUUGGAGGAGAAUUAAUGAAAGAAUCUGAUAUAUCAAAUGGAACAUAUUGUAUUGCUCAAUACUCAGAAGAUCUGAAAUGGUAUAGAGCUGUGAUCAAAUCCACUAUAAAAAACAAUGCAAUUGUACAAUUCAUAGAUUAUGGUAAUACAGAAACAGUUAAAUUUGAUAAAAUUAAAUCUAUUCAAAAAGAGUUUUUGAAACUUCCAAUACAAGCUGUACAUUGUAAAUUAUUUGGUGUAAAGGAUAAUCUUGACAAAGAUAAAAUAAAAAAAUUUGAAGAUGCAGUUAUAGGUAAAACAUUAAAAGCAGAAUUUAUAAAUGAAGAAAAUGGCAUAUACAAUAUCUUAUUGGAAGAAAAUAUUGAUAAUUGUUCAACAAAUACUUUUAUAAACCAAGAAUUUUGCGAAAAUAUAGAUUUGCCAAAAGUAAAAGAAGAUAAAAUAUCCAAUAAAAUAUUUAUUUCUAGUAUAAGACAAUUUAAUGAACCUGAUUAUGUAUCUUUGGAUGCUGUAUGGAAUACAGUUUUAUAUACACCUGAAACUAAAAAAGAUGUGAUUAUUACAUGGUUUACGAAUCCUAAUAAUUUUUAUUGUCAAAUACUUGAUAAAGAAAAUCAAUUUAGAAUUAUGAUGAAUCAAAUUCAGAAAAUAUAUGUUGGAAGAGAACCAGUUUCGCAUACAUUACAGGUUGGAUCUCCUAUAAUAGCAAGAUUCUCUGAUGAUGGAGCUCUUUACCGUGCAGAAGUCAUUGAAUUAAAUAAAUUAAAUGGUCAUCUGAUUCAAUAUAUAGAUUUUGGAAACAAUGCAGUAGUUAAUCCUCGAAAAAUUUAUCCAGUAGAAAAAAACUUAAUGUAUCUUCCUAAACAAGCUGUUCAAUGUUCUUUAUUAAAUAUUGCUCCAUUGGACGGUAUUAAUUGGUCUAAAGUUAAUACAAAAGCAAUUGAUAAUUGUUUUAAUGCUGACAAAUAUAAGUGUAUUUUCCAUGAUAUAAAAAAUAAUAAAUAUUCAAUAUCGUUAAUUAAUGAGGAAACUGAUGUAGGUAAUAUGUUAGUUGAACAAAAUCUUGCAUCUUUUAAUUCAAAAACUAAAUCAGAUAUUACUGCUGAAGAUAAAAACUCUUUAAAAUCAACAAUUUCGUGUGAUAUAGAAAUAGAAAGAGUGGAUAUAAAUCUUUUAAAUGGUCAGACACUUAGAGUAAAUGUUUCAAGUGUUGAAAAUGCAUCAAAAUUCUAUAUUCAAAUUCCUUCAGCUAUUGAAUGUGAAAAAAUAAUUAAUACCUAUAUGGCUGACAAAAAUCCUAAGGUGAUGCAACGAUUAUCAACCCAUGAGAUAUGCCUAGGCACAGGUUGUUUGGUUUAUUCUAAUGGAGUUUGGAGACGAGCGGUAAUCAGUAACCAUUCACAGUCCACAGGCUUUAAUGUAAAAUUCAUUGAUACUGGAGCAUAUGAUGAAAUUUUCUCAGAUAGUGUGUUAGCUUUACCAGGAGAGCUUUCAGUAAUGCAGAAUCAAGCAGUGGAAUGCUCCCUUGUAAAUACUAUAUCAACUCCUGAAAGAGAUAUUACAUUGAAAGAGCUUAUUGAAGGAAAAGAAGUAAUUAUAUAUGUGGAUGAAAUUGAUGAUAACAGACUUCUUGUAAAAUUAUUUGAUUUGAAUGGUAAUAGAAUAAAUAUUUUUGAAGAUAUAGAUGAAAAAAUAUCACCAAUAUGUCCAAUGCCCAUUCUAAGUUCUACUCAUAAAGUAUCUGUAUCAUAUGCAGAUCAUUCUGCUAGCAUUUGGUUACAACGUAAUGCAGAAUAUAAUUUAGAUAAAAAUUUAGUUGAAGCACUUGAUCAGUAUUAUUCUACUUCUGGAAAAUUAUUGGAACCAAAAGUUGAUCUUUUAUGCGCUGUUAAAAGUGUAGAUGGUCACUGGUACAGAGCUAAAAUCAUAAAAUGUACAGAAAAUGGAGUUUAUGUAAAUUUCAUUGAUUAUGGCAAUAAUGAAGAAGUUACUCCUUGUGUACUAAUGGUUUUAGAUUCACAUUUUUAUACACCACAUCAAUUAGCUAUUAAUGUAUCAUUACCGGUAAUGCUUAAUGGUACAAUAGCUGAACAAUUAAAUAUAUUACAAAAUUAUUUAUCAAAUAAAGAACUUACUGCCGUUUUUCAUAAUUUAAAUAAAAAAUGGACAGUGGAAUUGCUAUAUAAUGGAGAAAAAAUUAGUGAUAAAUUUCGUUCUCUUAAUUCAGAAUUACAAGGAAUAUCUGAAAUGAAAAAACCUCAAAUUCAUAACAUAACAGUGGGUUGUAAAUAUAAUGUAUAUGUAUCUCAUGUUGAUUCACCUAGUCAGUUCUGGCUUCAACUUGUAGAUGAUGCGACAAAUCUUUCUAACAAACAAAAGCAACUUCAAAUUCAAGCCCCUACAUUUUCAGAAAUAGAUGGAAUAUUAGAAGAAGGAAGUUUGUGUGUUGCUGUGUACACUAUAGAUAAUUUAUGGUAUAGAGCACAGGUUCUCGAUGCUGAUGAAGAUAUUACAACUGUUCGAUUUAUUGAUUAUGGAAAUACGGAUGUUAUUGAUAAUAAAUCAGGAAAUAUUCGGCAAAUACCAGAUUCGUGGAAAGAAAUAGAAGAAUAUGCAAUUAAAUGUAGAUUAGAUGUCAUUCCUAUAGAGUCAGAAGAUUGGAAUAUUACAACUUGUGAAAAAUUUGAAAAUUUAAUUUCUGUUGAGUCUUUACAAGCUAUAGUAGUAACAAAUAGUGUUCCAAAACGAAGAUUAUUAAUAAAUAACAAAAGUGUUAGUGAAUCAUUAGUUGAAGAUCACCAUGCUAUAAAAAUUCACACUGAAGAAGAAUUAAUAGAUGAAAUAAUUGAUCUCGAAUUGGAUCCCCAUUCUGCUUUUGUAAGUCAUAUUAAUUCUCCAAAUGAAUUUUGGGUUCAGGAAGAAAAAUCUGUUGGUGAUUUAGAAAUUAUGACUGAUAGAUUUAUUAUAGCUCACAUGUUUGCUAAAGUCGAUGAAAUUAAAGAAAAUUUAUUAUGUGUUGCUAAAUAUCCUGAAGAUGAAUGUUGGUAUAGAGCACGCGUUAUAUCACACAGUGAUAAUGCUACACGAGUUAUAUAUAUUGAUUAUGGAAAUUCAGCUACCUCAACCGAAAUACGUGCUAUACCUGCAGAUCUUGCGGAAAUACCGCCUCUAUCAAGAAAAUGUCGUUUAGUUAUGCCAGAAGAAAUUACAGAAUGGUCAGAAAAGGCUUGUGAAGAAUUUAUAGCAUUAGCAGCUGAUGGAGCAACUAUAUUUUUAUUAGAUGUAAUCAAAGAAGAUGAAACGUCAUUGGUAAAAUUAACAUUAGAUAAUAAGAAUGUAACAGAUAUACUUGCAAAUUUCUGCCAACGUUAUCCAUCAAUCAUAGAAGAACGAUUACCUCCUUUAGGUGAAGAAAAUUCACCAAAUGUAUUUAUUAGUCGUAUCAAUACACCAGAUGAAUUUUGGAUUCAAACUGAAAGUAAUACUACAGAUUUAAAUAUGAUGAUAGAUAGAUUAAAAACAGCAUCUACUUUCCUUCCAUUAAAUACAUUUGAAAUUGGUACUAUUUGUGCUGCAAUUUAUUCAGAAGAUAGUCAGUGGUAUAGAGCAAAAAUUCUUUCACAUUCUGAAAAUGGUACUGAAGUUUUGUACAUAGAUUAUGGUAAUACAGCAAUUACAAACGAAACACGAAUGUUACCAGUAGAUAUUAUAAAUAUUCCUCCUUUAGCAAAACGUUGCACUCUACAAAAACCAGACAUCAUAAAUUUUUGGCCUUUAGAUGCUUAUAAAACAUUUGAAGAUCUUGCUGCAAGUGGAGAAACAAUGUUUCAAUUUGAAAUUCUUGAUAAUACCAGUGAUCCUGUUUGUAUUAAAUUAAUUUAUAAUGAAAAAAAUAUUGUUGAUAUUUUAGUACCAUUUUCUAAAAAUAUAUCUAAGAAUGAUCCAGAAGAUAAAGAAGAAUCAUAUAAAGAUAAAAAUGCUAAUGAAAUGAAGAAUAAUAAUGAAAAUAAAGAAAAAAUUAUAAAAACAGAAAAAAUAAAUGAAAUAAGCAAAGAAAAUAUAGAUAUAAACAAAUUUCAAGAAAAUAUUGAAAGUCAGAAUCAAGAAAUUGAAAAAAAUAAUUUAUGUUUGAAUACUUCUAUUAUAGAACUUAGUGUAGAUGAAAUAGUUCAAAAUAUGAAAAUGGAUGAACCAGAAGAAGAUGAAGAUAUGUUUAGUAGUCAUAACAACACUAUUGAAUCUUGUCAUGAAGAUAAUAGUGAUAAAAUAGAAAAUGAUUUAGAACAUUUAAUACAACAAGUUGAAAUACAAUGUAACAAAGAAAAUGAAAUGCAAGAUAUUAAAAAUAAUAUAGAAAACAAUAAAAUGCAUGACGAAAUAAAAACUAUGAAUGAGGAAAUUUUAUCAGAAGAUAACAUUGAAAUAAUUCUAAACUCGUCAAAUAUUAAAAAUAUAGAAAAUCUUGACACAGAACAAAAUAAUAUAAUCCCAGAAACACAAAUAUGCAAUAAUGAAAUAAGAAUAUAUGAAUCAAGUAUUCAAAAUCAUUGUGAAAAUCCUAAUAAUGAAAAUACAUUAGAAUCAGAAAAACUUGUUAAAAUACAACAUACAGAAACAUUAGAAAAAAAUGGAACAAAUAAAUCUUCUAUAAGUUUUAGAAAAGAAGAAUCUUUAUGCAUUGAUGAAGAAGAAAAAAGUAAUACUGAAAACAAUAAAACAUUUCAAAACAUUAAUGAAAUAAAUGUUAAUAUAACAGAUUUUAAAGAAAUAAUUAGUUCAGAAAUUAGUAAUUGUGAAAUAGGAUUACGUGAAUCAAAUAUAAAUAUUCAAUGUUGUGAAAAUUCUAAUAAUGAAAACAUAUUACAAUCUGCAGAAGCACAAGAAAAAAAUAUAAUAAACAAUUCUUCCAUAAAUUUUUUAAAAACAGAAACUAAUAUUUUAGAAAAUAUUGAUGAAAAAAAAUGUAAUAUUGAAAGCAAAAACAAUAAUGAAAUAAAUGUUAAUAUAAUAAAUUCUGAAAACAAUUUUGAGGUAAAAGAUACAAAUGAAAAAAUAUUUUCAGAAUUGCAAUCUACUGAAUUAAAAAACAACGAAUUUAAAGUUAUUGACAAGCAAAAUAGAGUUCCAUUAAUUACUGUAACAGUUUCUGAAAAUGUUAAUGAAAAUAGUGAUAUAACAAAUUCUUCACAAUUUGAAAGUGCUUCUACAACAUCAGAAUAAUUAAUUCUAAACUAACUUUAAUUAUUUUCUUUUAAAUGAUAUUAAAAUUACAUUUUCAAAAUGAAUGUUAUUUAC
Molecule: messenger RNA, 8327 nt
Organism: Apis florea (little honeybee)
Lineage: Eukaryota; Metazoa; Arthropoda; Insecta; Hymenoptera; Apidae
Product: protein tudor
Source: RefSeq, a predicted model, not a curated record